CUCCGCACUGGACUAAAACCCUUCAUAUCCCCAUAUAUUCAGGAUGCCCAAGAAAAAGACAAACGCUUCAUUGUCUCAACUCUUGCUCAAGUUUCUGGAAACGGAUCCAAGGCCUACGCUCAUCGCUUCACUCGAGGGCCCAGAACCUUUGUGGGAGAAUGAAGCCUAUCGGACGCUACGCACACGGGCGGGCCCUGAGAACUCCGUGGACGGCCUACUGAACGAGUUGUUUGUACGGGAGAGUGGGACGUUCGAUGAUGGAUUCUGGAGGUUCGAGUCUAUGGAUAUUGGGGUGGAGGAUGUUAGGGCUAUUGUCGCCACUCGCAUCCCUGGCCCGCCUGGCAUCGAUCUUCCCGACCGGGAGGAUCCUCGGCCGAGCACUUUUGAUGAUUUUCAGGAUAAUGUAGGGGUUCAGGUGGAGGUGCAGCCUCGGGGGUAUGGGGCCGGCGGACAUGAUGAGAUGCUUGUGAAUGGAGACUUUGGGAUUAUGGGGGGCCUACACGAGGAACUUGUUGAUACCGGAAGUGAUUGCCUGCCUGUCGACUCUGGGGAUGGCGAGGAGGAAGAGGGGGUAGUGGGCCGGGAGGGGGAUUUCGAAGUUGGUGGCACGGUUCUCGAGGCUGGUGAUUCUGAUGGGGACAAACUGUUAUCUGUUCCAGUCUUUGCUGUGUCCGAGGCUGGGCUAGCCUGCAGUAAACUAUACCCGCGACUUACUGGGCCAUCGAUGGAUUGGAUCAGAAACCCCUUGUACAGGAACUCUACUCGACACCUCCGCAACCUCGGGAACGUCAAGUGGUCUACUACGUCUUGUGGCCCCCUCGACGGGUGGUCAAGCUCUCUGCGCACAUGGGCAAACUCGAUAAUGGCCAUGCCUUACCCUACCUCGAUAUACUGGGGCCCGUCAUAUAUGAUCUUGUAUAAUGAUCAAUGGGUUAAGAUAGCGCAGAGCAAGGAUCCUCGGAUUCUUGGGAAGGGAUUUGCCCAGGGAUGGUCGGAGCUCCAGAGCUAUUUCAUGCCACUACUUGAUGGGGCAUUCCGUCACGGGAGAUCUAUCGUCAAGCGGGCGGAACAAUUAUUUCUCAACCGCGGUGAUUGGGUUGAAGAAUGCUACUUUGAUUUCACAAUAUCGGCAAUAAUUGGCGAUUCCGGUGCACCCGAGGGUGUUCUGGAACAAGCGUUUGAGCUCAGUCGACACAUUAUAUCAAUUAGGAGGAUGCAGACGCUGCGAAAGAUGGGGGCGCUAAUGGCUUCCGUAAGGGAUCUGAAUGGAGACAACUUUUGGGGAAGGGCAUUAGAGGCUUUCAGCGACAACCCUCUCGACUCUCCCUUUAUGCUCAUCUAUCGUACACUGGUGGAUGAGGAUUCCUGGGCCAGUGGCGAGAAUGAAUACUGCGUGCUUGAAGGGAACGUCGGUUUUCCCGAAGGUGGGAUUUUGGCACCCAACAUGUGUGAUCUCAAGGAGCGGUCUUGCUAUUUUGCCAACGAAAUGGUUCAAGCGCGGGAAAAUAACGCGGCCGUGAUCAAGUAUAUGGACAAUUUACCCAAGAGUGAAACUAUUAUGUGCCGGGGGUUUGAUGAACCGCCCACCCGCGCUGCCGUUAUACCCAUCCAGACAACGGGUUCAAUCACUCAAGGUUUCCUCAUACUCGGGUUGAAUCCGCGGAGGCCUGUUGAUGCAGAUUGUCGACUCUGGAUAGAAUUACUGAUGAAGGAGCUAUCUACGACAACGGGGAGAGUAAGGCUUUUAAGGGCAGAAGUCCCUAUGGCUGUGGACCAAGAGACUGAAAGGGCAACUCGCGCUCAAGCCGCAGAGUUGCAGAAACUGUUGAAGAAGCGGACUGAGGAGCUCGGAAAGAGUGAGCUACUUUUCACGCGCACAGCUGAAACGAUACCAGUGGGGUUGGCGAUAUUACAUAUUGAUGGGAAAAUCCGGUUUGAGAAUGAGGCGUAUCGAAAUUUGAUGGGGUUUCCAGUAGAGCAUGAAAGAGAUACAUGGCGGGAGAUGGUCUAUAAAGGAGACGCGGAACGGGUCUCCAGGUCUUUCGACAACGCAGUUGCAACGAGGUCGAAUAUGAAGCUUGAGUGCAGGUUGGGUAACGACCCUUUGCGGUCUCCGGGGUGGAAGUAUUGGGUUUCUUGUUCUGUUGUUGUGCAGACCGUAGAGGCGCCGGCCUCCAAAGGUGAAGAGGUUACAGGGUACAUCUUAACAUUGGUUGACAUUACUAGUGUCAAACUUAACGAGGAGUAUCAGCGGCAGCUAUCUACACAAGCUGUUGAGCGGCGACGUCAGCAGGAAAACUUUAUUGACAUAUUCAGUCAUGAACUUCGAAAUCCGUUCUCGGCAACGUUGCAGUGCGCAGACGGGAUAUUGAGUGCAUUGAUUGCAUAUCAAAAAGGGGAGGAUAGUAAUUUGGAUCUGGAGGAGAUGAUUGAUUCAGCGUCCACAAUUUUGGUUUGCGUGCAGCAUCAGAUGCGGAUCAUAGAUGACGUUCUUACCCUUAGUAAGCUAGACUCGAUGCUUCUGAGUGUCGUGCCUGUAGUUGUACAGAUUCAUGCGGUUAUAUCCCAAUUGAUGAAGAUCUUCCAGUCUGAAUUGCACGUGAAGGGCAUCACUUCUGAGUUUAUCCUCGAGGAAUCUUACAAGGAGCUGAGUGUUGAUUGGGUUAAGGCUGAUCCAGCACGGUUCUCGCAGAUUUUGGUAGGUCUUUCGGCUAUCAAAUUCACCUCCCAGCAAGCUGGAAAACGGGAGGUUACUAUCAAGCUAGGAGCGACCUUGGAGAGGCCGACAGCUCAUGGCGAAGUCAUGUACCGGGAGUCCGAGGAUCGCCUUCCACAAGACAUGGCCCAGGAAUGGGGAACCGGUGACCCUAUAUUCAUCCUGGUCACUGUUCAGGUAUUUCAUUCACAUUUACCAUGCCUUCAAAUCUUUGACAUUGUACAGGAUAGCGGUAUUGGAAUUAGCGCAGAGUGGCAAACGAAACUUUUCAAGCGUUUUGAACAGGUUCCCCGUACGCACGUUACGUAUGGUGGUUCGGGCCUGGGUUUGUUCAUCUGCCGUCGGCUCUGUCGUAUCCAGGGUGGAGAGAUCGGUGUGUAUUCUGAAGAGGGCAAAGGUAGCUCCUUCUCUUUCUACAUAAAAGCCCGCCAGUCCAGUACCGCACCUUCACCUGGUUCGAAUAUAGCUCCCGUGGAAUACCCUGAACUGCCAAAGCCAGAGUUGAUAACAACGAAGGACUACCCACCACCGAAGGCAACGGAAGGGGUUCAGAAAAGGCAGCAGAUCAGUUAUGGGGUCUUGAUUGUAGAGGAUAAUCUGAUUAAUCAGGAGGUUCUGAGGAGGCAAUUGCGGAAUCAAGGAUGUGUGACAUAUGUGGCAGGUAAUGGGCAGGAGGCGUUGGAUUUUAUUAUCAAGAGUGAAUUCGUGAAGGACGGAGCGACUAAGAUUGACGUUAUCUUGAUGGACAUGGAGAUGCCCGUGAUGGAUGGAAAUACAGCGACAGUGAAGAUCAGGGAGCUGGAAAGAUCUGGCAAGAUCAGACGGCACGUUCCAAUAAUGGGCAUUAGCGCCAACGCCCGUCCGGAGCAAGUAGCGAGGAUGACUGAAGUGGGAAUGGACGAUGCCAUAUCAAAGCCAUUCCGGAUCGCGGAUCUCCUAAGUCGAUUCGAUACGUUGCUGAAAAAGUUGAGUACAAGUUCCGGUUCGUCGUAA
Molecule: messenger RNA, 3709 nt
Organism: Tuber melanosporum (Perigord truffle)
Lineage: Eukaryota; Fungi; Ascomycota; Pezizomycetes; Pezizales; Tuberaceae
Exons: 7
Coding region: 44-3709 (1221 amino acids)
Biological process (GO): phosphorylation; phosphorelay signal transduction system
Molecular function (GO): phosphorelay sensor kinase activity
Source: RefSeq, a predicted model, not a curated record